Penicillium macrosclerotiorum is the source of this 222-nucleotide messenger RNA. RefSeq lists its product as uncharacterized. The coding region runs from base 1 to 222 and encodes 73 amino acids. The record is from RefSeq and is a predicted model, not a curated record. The transcript has a single exon. NCBI's taxonomy places the organism in Eukaryota, Fungi, Ascomycota, Eurotiomycetes, Eurotiales, Aspergillaceae.
AUGGGGUUCUGGCGCUCGCAAAGUGGACAGGGUCUCACUCUCCUUCCAGAGUCUGGGGAGCUUCUCACGAUCCCACACACCGCACCGGAAACUGGGCGCAGUACGCAGCAAACGGGCACUGAGCCCGACUCGCACGAGUGGCUAGGAUUCGUGCCUGUUUUCCCGAUCCACCGCGAGUUGGGGGCCGCCGAACGACGAUUGGCGGCUGAGUGGACCCACUAG